Molecule: messenger RNA, 2419 nt
Organism: Megalops cyprinoides (Indo-Pacific tarpon)
Lineage: Eukaryota; Metazoa; Chordata; Actinopteri; Elopiformes; Megalopidae
Product: proton myo-inositol cotransporter-like
Exons: 10
Coding region: 211-2133 (640 amino acids)
Biological process (GO): transmembrane transport
Cellular component (GO): membrane
Molecular function (GO): myo-inositol:proton symporter activity
Source: RefSeq, a predicted model, not a curated record
GGCCACCGUGGUGAUCCGAGCCUGCGCACACUUUAUCCAUAACUUUUAGUUCAGCGAAGCUACACAUUCAGUAAAUAACGACUGAACGACUGAGUUGUGUAAAACGCCUUCAUUUAUGCAGCCGAAAACUUUGUGUUCUCCAUAUUUUUACUGCAAAAUAUCGCUUCUCGUCUGUACUCUGCUGUGAACAUUUUUGUGUGUUUUUUCCGUAUGUCCCGCAAAGCCAGCGAUGACUACAGCCUUCGGAGUAUGAGCAACCUGAAGGGCGAGAGGAGGAAGAAAGUGACCGAUGAUGGAGAGCGGAGUCUCAUCAAGGCUCCGUCUAACGCGAGCAUCAGCAGUCAGGCACCCGCCGCCAGCACCGGGGACGUCGGGGCCGCGGAGCGAGCGGCGCGCCAGCAGUUCCAGCAGGACGUGACACCUGCGUUUGUGUACGUCCUCGCCGCCUUCUCGGCGCUGGGGGGCUUUCUGUUCGGGUAUGACACCGGAGUGGUCUCGGGAGCCAUGCUUUUGCUUAAGAAAGAGAUGAAUCUGAGCGCUCUCUGGCAAGAACUACUGGUCUCAAGUACUGUGGGCGCCGCGGCGCUGUCCGCCCUGGCGGGCGGCUCUCUAAACGGGAUUUUCGGGCGCAGGGUGUGCAUUUUGUUGGCUAGCUUCAUCUUCUCUGCCGGGGGAGUGGUGUUAAGUGCUGCCCCGAAUAAGGAGGUUCUGCUGGUUGGACGACUUAUAGUUGGACUUGGAUUAGGUAUUGCCUCCAUGACAGUGCCGGUCUACAUCGCGGAGUCCUCCCCUCCCCACCUGAGGGGUCAGCUCGUCACUGUGAACACGCUCUUCAUCACCGGCGGCCAGUUCAUCGCCAGCGUCAUCGAUGGUGCCUUCAGCUACCUGCAGCGGGACGGCUGGAGGUACAUGCUGGGGCUGUCGGUGGUUCCGGCGGUUCUGCAGUUCCUCGGGUUCCUCUUCUUGCCGGAGAGCCCGCGCUGGCUGAUCCAGAAAGGCCUGACCCAGAAGGCCCGGCGGGUUCUGAGCCAGAUCCGGGGAAACCAGAACAUGGAGGAGGAGUACGAGAGCAUCCGGGCCAGCAUCGAAGAGGAACAGAAGGACUGUGCAGGAGGAGGCCCUGUGUUCUGCCGCAUGCUGACCCACCCCCCCGCACGUCGCGCGCUCAUCGUGGGCUGCGGCCUGCAGAUGUUCCAGCAGCUGUCCGGGAUCAACACGGUCAUGUACUACAGCGCCACCAUCCUACAGAUGUCGGGAGUGCGGGACGACAGGCUGGCCAUCUGGCUGGCGGCGCUCACCGCCUUCACCAACUUUCUGUUCACGCUGGUGGGGGUGUGGCUGGUGGAGCGGCUCGGCCGCCGCAGGCUCACGCUUGCCAGCAUCCUGGGCACAGCGUCCAGUCUGAUGCUGCUGGCCAUCGGCUUCCUCCUGUCAGCCCAGCACACCCCCCCCGUCACCCUCCACCCCAGCGACCCGACCACGCCCAACUCCACCUGCAUGCAGUACAGGUCCUGUGAGCCCUGCAUGCUGGACCCAACCUGUGGGUUCUGUUACCAUGACAACGGCACCUCUCCAUUCGCCUCCUCUUGUGAACCUGUCAAUCAAGCCUCCACUGGCGAAGCGGCCUGGGGCAGAUGCUCCAAUUCCACCCAGAUGAGGGAGGGGACAUACUGGGCAUAUAACUACUGCCCCACCUCCUACUCCUGGAUCGUGCUCCUCGGUCUCAUCCUUUACCUGGCCUUCUUUGCCCCAGGAAUGGGUCCCAUGCCUUGGACAGUGAAUUCUGAGAUCUACCCCCUGUGGGCCCGCAGCACGGGAAACGCCUGCUCAGCUGGUGUCAACUGGACCUUCAAUGUGCUGGUCUCCCUCACUUUCCUCCACGUGGCUCAGUACCUCACCUACUACGGGGCCUUCUUCCUCUACUCCAGCUUGGCUCUCCUGGGCUCCCUCUUCAUCUAUGGCUGCCUCCCGGAAACCAAAGGCCGGCAGCUGGAGGAGAUCGAGCUGCUGUUUGCGAGGCGGCUGUGCACCUGCGGGGGGCUGGCCUCGGACGAGGCGCGGCACAUUGAGUACAUCAGGGUAAAGGGCAGCAACUACCACCUUUCCGACAACGAGGGUUCAGACGGGGAGUAGCCUGCAGGAGCAGGCGUCCGUCCGAGCUUCUGCUGUGGCAGCUUCACUCAUAUUCCAGAGGUAGCCUCUCUCUCCGUCUGGGUUUGGACGCUCUCACAAUAUUCGUAAUGUGUAACUGUAACGUGUUGAGUUAGCUGGGUCUUCACCGCAGUGUCUGAUUUGUGGUCUAAUACUUCAUGUGUCUUUUUAGCCUCUUCAGAUAAAACAACUGAAUAACAGGAUGAGACUGGCUGGAACGUUACCAUUUUUCCCAACAAAUUAUGUGCAGAACCACAGAACAUGCAGU